AUCAGAUUCAGCAGGAGCGCAGAACAGUAAAAACAUGGAGCCAACAUGGCAGAACGUAGUUAGCAGUAGCGAAUAGCUUACACGGUGGGGGAUUGAACAUGUAAGUUUACGACUUGUACAGCAUGUAGGCCUACUUUCAUGUUUUAUGUCCACCUCAAAUAAUCAGUAACGUUACGCUACCUCAAAAUGACAGCGUCAUUGUCAACUUGGCCGGAGAAAAUGCUCCAACUGCUUCGCCGAAUGAACAACUUUCACUUACCAGGAUCAACUUUGAACAGCUGUAUGCGAUUUGAAGUGGAAGGGGAACAAGUCGGGUGGGUGCAGCCGAAAAUAGCUUCCAUCUUGAGCCGUUUUCCCGAUGUGUUUACAUCUCAUAGUGGCGCUAUCUCUGUUCACUCCUCUCUCGACUCGUACGCAAAGAGGUCAGAGGCCGUUGACCAGGUUUUGCAAGAACUGAGGAAAGAUGAGUCACUUACAUGCCUGAAAGGCUGGAGAAACGAGAAAUAUUCUGUCAUGCCGAGAUUCUGUGACACUCCUCUGAUGUGCAUGGAGAGGUCAGCCACAAGUCUGUUUGGAGUGAAGCGCUAUGGGGUUCACCUCAAUGGAUACAGUUGGGAUGACAGUGGAAGGCUCUGCAUGUGGUUGGGCCGGCGCUCACCAACAAAGCAGACGUACCCAGGGAGACUGGAUAACCUGGCGGCAGGAGGCCUGGCUGCAGGCUGUGGAGUCAAACAUACAAUGGUGAAGGAGUGUGAAGAGGAGGCUUGCAUCCCAGCGAGCAUUGCAGAGAAAGCACGUCCUGUUGGUACUGUGAGCUAUACCUAUGAGGACCAUGAAGGUGUGUUUCCUGAGUGCCAGUUUGUGUUUGACCUGGAGCUUCCUCUUGACUUCAGGCCUCAGAUUGGGGAUGGGGAAGUGCAAAACUUCUACUUCUACCCCAUAGAGAAGGUUAAAGAGCUUCUGGUCGCUGAUGAAUUCAAACCAAACUGUGCCAUGGUGGUACUUGACUUUCUGAUCAGACACUCCGUCAUACAGCCAGAUACAGAGCCUUACUACCACGAGUUUGUCGCUGGAUUGCACAGGACCGUGUGAAAGACAUGACUCCACAUUAGGGAUUCUCAGUCCCCCUACAGACAUAUAAUAACUGGAGUGUGUAUUUUGGUGGGCGAAUCAGCUUUUUGAACCAUGCCAGUUUCUGGUUAUGCUAAUGAUGCUAAAAAUGUCAGUCAAUUUCCACUUCAUAUGCCAACUCCAGUAUUUGUUUUGGAUAUCAUUUAGCUGCAGAGAGGGUAACCUACUCAUAGUUGGUCCCAUGCAUCUGAUAUGUGCUCCCUUUUGUGAAUUGUUCCACUUAGGUGAGAUGUUAUGGGGCCUAAACCUCAUUGCCAUUGUAACAUCCUGUAAGCAUGGCUAAUUGAUGAAGUGGGUUCUCCUGUGGAUCUCCUGUGUAACUUUGAAUGCUGGGCAUUUCCGUACCUCAGAAACAAUAAAUGUUUUACACCAGG
Messenger RNA from Alosa sapidissima (American shad), 1505 nucleotides. It is a transcript of the gene tpk2, whose product is annotated as thiamin pyrophosphokinase 2. The transcript is spliced from 8 exons. Gene Ontology annotation, molecular function: 8-oxo-dGDP phosphatase activity. NCBI's taxonomy places the organism in Eukaryota, Metazoa, Chordata, Actinopteri, Clupeiformes, Clupeidae. Bases 187 to 1092 code for a protein of 301 amino acids. The record is from RefSeq and is a predicted model, not a curated record.